AUGCCAGUUUUGAAUAUCUUUGUCGCUCAUCCUCCAACAUCAAGCUACGAAGAGGAAGAAGUGGAAGCCUUCUAUAUGGACCUGGAGAAGUUCUACAGAGAAGAACAUACCUUCUACAAAAUCAUAAUUGGUGAUUCUAACACCAAAAUUGGCCCAAGAAGAACGCCUGAGGAACAUCGGGACCCACGGUCUACAAUGAAAUUAACAGGGAGAGAGGCUCUCCGAGUUCAUCAUGACGACUAA
Necator americanus (New World hookworm) is the source of this 243-nucleotide messenger RNA. RefSeq lists its product as uncharacterized. Lineage: Eukaryota; Metazoa; Nematoda; Chromadorea; Rhabditida; Ancylostomatidae. The record is from RefSeq and is a predicted model, not a curated record. Bases 1 to 243 code for a protein of 80 amino acids. The transcript has a single exon.